AAAACAAAAAGGAGGUGUGUGUCUGACUGAAAGUUGGCGUCAACUCCGCACUCGGCAAUGGCGGAAGAAUCUCAACCCCGUAUCGAACAAGAAGAAGAGCGUUUCGACGUUCUCACCAAAGAGGGUCACAAAACUGGCAUUUCCAAACCGAGAGGAGAAGUUCAUCGAGAUGGCGAUUACCAUCGAGCCGUUCACGUCUGGAUUUUCGCCGAGAGCACGCAGCAGUUGCUCCUCCAACGCCGCGCCACCUGCAAGGACUCCUGGCCGGACCUUUGGGAUAUUUCCAGCGCCGGUCACAUCUCCGCCGGAGAUUCCUCCCUCUUCACUGCCAGGAGGGAGCUUGAAGAAGAGUUAGGUGUAACCCUUCCACAGGAUGCAUUCGAAUUGAUAUUUAUUUUCCUCCAAGAGUGUGUCAUAAAUGAUGGGAAAUUCAUCAAUAAUGAAUACAAUGAUGUGUAUCUGGUAACAACUAUUGAUCCUAUACCUUUGGAGGCCUUUACACUUCAGGAAACAGAAGUUUCUGAAGUUAAAUAUAUCUCAUAUGAGGAAUAUAAAAGGUUACUUGCCAAAGAGGAUUUAGACUAUGUACCUUAUGAUGUUCAUGGACAAUAUGGUCAACUAUUUGAUAUAAUUGAACAGAGGUACAAAGAAAACACUGUAGCACGCAGUUUGGCUCUACAAAAGCAACUUAGUCGAUAUGCUCCUAUUUCGCUCAAUGUGGAGUUGACAGGGCUUACGGAUUCAGACAAAAAGGCUCUUGUUUCUAUUCUCAAGGCUGCAGCUGUUAUGGAUGAAAUUUUUUAUCUGCAGUCGUGGUACAGUAAUCCAGCUCUUAGAGAUUGGUUGAAGGAGCAUGCUGAUACAUCAGAGUUGAACAAGUUGAAAUGGUCCUAUUAUCUGAUUAACAAGACCCCAUGGUCUUCCCUUGAUGAAGAUGAGGCAUUUUUGACAACUGCAGAUUCAGCAAUAAGGUUACUUGCUAAAGCAACUAAGACAGUUAGAGAGUGGAAGGGUCUUGAAUACAGAGCAGCAUUUCCUGUGCAGAAACCUGCUGGUGCUAAUUUCUACCCCCCAGACAUGGACAAAAAGGAGUUUGAAAUAUGGAAGGAAAGUCUGGGAAAUGAUGAACAGAAAGAGGCAACUAGCUUUUUCAGUGUUAUUAAAAGGCACAGUGAAUUUAUUUUAGAUUCUCAUCCCUCCAAUAGCAAAGCAGGUUCUUCUCAUGACUUGUAUAUAGUUCCUUAUUCUCAAGAGUACAAGUCUCUUCUUGCAAAAGCUGCCGAUUUGUUGCAUAAAGCUGGGGAUAUUACCGACUCACCAAGUUUGAAGAGUCUGCUCCAUGGCAAGGCUGAUGCUUUCCUUUCAAAUGAUUAUUAUUACUCAGAUAUAGCCUGGAUGGAAUUGGACUCUAAGCUGGAUAUCACAAUUGGGCCAUAUGAAACUUAUGAGGAUAAACUUUUUGGAUACAAGGCUACCUUUGAAGCUUACAUUGGAAUCAGGGACGAUGAAGCAACAGCUCAAUUGAAACUCUUUGGUGAUAAUCUGCAGCUCCUGGAGCAAAACCUCCCAAUGGACAGUGCAUACAAAUCAAAAGAUGUGAAUGCAGCACCUAUUCGUGUUAUCCAGCUUCUAUAUAAUGCAGGGGAUGUCGGGGGACCGCAAACUCUUGCUUUUAAUCUACCAAAUGAUGAGCGUAUUGUAAAUGAUCGUGGAACAUCAAUGGUCAUGCUUAAGAAUGUUUCAGAGGCUAAGUUUACUCAUAUUCUUCUCCCUAUAGCUGCUGGCUGUAUUGCAUUGGAACAACAAGAACUUGUAGAUUUUGAAUCGUUUUUUACUCAUACAAUUUGCCACGAAUGCUGCCAUGGAAUUGGACCUCACACCAUAACACUUCCAAAUGGUCAGAAGUCUACUGUGAGAUUGGAAUUGCAAGAAUUUCACUCAGCUCUAGAAGAAGCAAAAGCUGAUAUAGUUGGCCUCUGGGCAUUGAGGUUCUUGAUCUCCCAGGACUUGCUUUCUGAAAGUUUGUUGAAGUCCAUGUAUGUUUCUUUUCUUGCUGGAUGCUUCCGCUCAGUACGUUUUGGUUUAGAAGAAGCUCACGGAAAAGGACAAGCAUUGCAAUUCAACUGGUUAUAUGAGAAAGGAGCCUUUGUCUUGCAUUCUGAAGAUACAUUUUCUGUUGAUUUUUCUAAGGUUGAAGGUGCAGUUGAAAGCCUGAGCACGGAGAUACUUACUAUACAAGCUAAAGGUGAUAAAGAGGCUGCUGGUUUACUUCUUCAGAAAUACGGUGUGAUGACGGAAGCACUACAAGUUGCUCUGAAAAAGUUGGAGAAUAUUCAGGUACCUGUUGACGUAGCACCUACCUUUGCCACUGCCAACAAAAUAUUGCAAUGAAGGCAAGAAAAACCGAGGUGCAAAGAAGUUACAUGCUUACCAUCACUUUGCCUCAGCUUGGAAAAAUCCAUUCAAUCGAUGUCUAUUGUUUGUGCUAGUUGUUAUUACUUACUAUGAUAGAGUGGAACUCUUGUUUUCUCUAGUUCGUUUCCUUUCUCCUCGGACUGAUUCAUAAAAGGAAACAAUCAUUGUCUUAGAGAAGAGUUUUAUACAUUGUUUGGUUAUCAGGUUAUGCGCUAAUGAUGUGUAUUGACUCAGCGGGUAAGAUAGAAUUUAUCAAUGCAAUGGGUCUUUGAUUUGAAUCA
Lotus japonicus is the source of this 2696-nucleotide messenger RNA. RefSeq names its product nudix hydrolase 3. NCBI's taxonomy places the organism in Eukaryota, Viridiplantae, Streptophyta, Magnoliopsida, Fabales, Fabaceae. Gene Ontology annotation, cellular component: cytoplasm. The record is from RefSeq and is a predicted model, not a curated record. The transcript has 21 exons. Bases 58 to 2391 code for a protein of 777 amino acids. Gene Ontology annotation, molecular function: dipeptidyl-peptidase activity.